Molecule: messenger RNA, 1056 nt
Organism: Abrus precatorius (Indian licorice)
Lineage: Eukaryota; Viridiplantae; Streptophyta; Magnoliopsida; Fabales; Fabaceae
Product: protein STRICTOSIDINE SYNTHASE-LIKE 12-like
Exons: 3
Coding region: 1-1056 (351 amino acids)
Biological process (GO): biosynthetic process
Molecular function (GO): strictosidine synthase activity
Source: RefSeq, a predicted model, not a curated record
AUGACGAUGGAUGCUAUGUUUGCAACACUAAUGAUGUUCCUCUUGUGUUACCCAUCAGUGGCUAUACUAACGGACAGGAUUAAACUACCGUCACCACUGACAGGCCCUGAGUCAAUCGCGUUUGACAGAAACGGUGGAGGGCCUUAUGUUGGUGUUUCUGAUGGGAGAGUUCUCAAAUAUGUAGGUCCAAACCAAGGCUUCCAGGAAUACGGUUACACUUCGCCAAACAGAAACAAGACAAUUUGUGAUGGGCUUGCUGACUUCUCAACACUCCAAGCAUCAUGUGGGAGGCCUUUAGGAUUGCGUUUCAAUCACCAGACGGGCGAGUUGUAUGCAGCCGAUGCUUAUUUUGGGCUCAUCAAGAUUGGGCCUAAUGGAGGGCCCCCAACCCAAUGCAUUAGAGCUCCAACGCCGCCGCCGCCGCCGCCACCUCCGCCUGCAUCCCCGCAGCCAUCACCGCCGCCGCAAGAAAGUGCUACUUUUAACUUUCUUGAUGGCUUGGAUGUAGACGUCAACACCGGAGUCAUUUAUUUUACGGAAGCUAGUGCUAAUUACAAGUUCAAAGAUUUCCUAGAAUUGAUAGGCAGCAGGGAUAGUUCUGGAAGCCUAUAUUCAUUUGAUCCAAGCACCAACCAAACGAGAUCAUUGAUCGAGGGUCUUGCUUUUCCAGGUGGGGUAGCAGUUAGUGCAGAUGGGUCGUUUGUCCUAGUUAGUGAAUUCUUGGCAAAUAGAAUUCAGAGAUUCUGGCUGAAAGGGCCAAGAGCAAAUUCAUCUGAAAUAUUCUUGCAACUUAGGGGUAGCCCAGAUAACAUUUGGAGGAAUCGCAAUGGCCAAUUUUGGGUGUCAAUGAACACGAUAAUAGGACCACUUCCUCCUCCAAGGCCUACCAUUGUGCCUUCGGGGCUCAGAAUCAAUGAGAAUGGUAUAAUUUUACAGAUUGUAUCUCUCUCUCAGGAGUUGGGUAGUGAGGAGGUUAGUGAGGUUCAUGAGUUUAACGGAACACUAUUUUGUGGCUCCUUGCGUGCUCCCUAUGUUACCGUUUCAACUAUAUUAUAG